UCUUUCUUUCUCACAUUUCUCACCCAAAGAGAGGAGAAAGAGAAGAGGGAGAGAGAAGAAAGGGAAGAAAGAGGGGAGAGGAUUUCAAGGUACUGAUUCCUCCCGACCCUUCUCCACCUCAAUCCCAGCCGUCCAUCUUAACAUCGGACGUUUCCCUUUUCUCUCUCUCUCGUUCGCUCGUUCGCACCUUAUCUACCGUCCGAUCAUCUGCCCUUCCCAAUCCCCUUCCGAGGCCAUGCGGAAAGGGAGAGGAACCGCAACCGCAGCGCCAACAACCACACCCCAACCACCAACGGCCGUCGGAUCCGGGUUACCAGCACUGAAAGAGACCCGCUUCCGCGGCGUACGGAAGCGGCCGUGGGGAAGAUUCGCAGCGGAGAUCAGAGACCCGUGGAAGAAGACCCGAGUCUGGCUCGGUACUUUCGACUCGGCCGAGGACGCUGCUCGAGCUUACGACACCGCCGCCCGAGCACUCCGCGGACCCAAGGCAAAAACCAAUUUCCCAAUCUACCCUUCCCCUCCUUUCCCGAAUCUACCCUUCCAUCCUCACCCCCACCACCCUCACCCCCAUCAGCGGCCCACCAGCAGCAGCCACAGCAGUACCGUUGAAUCCUUCAGCGGCCCAAAGAUCUCAACCCCACCUGCGGUCUCUGCCCAUCGACGACACCCCCCGCCACCUCCCGACGACUGCCGGAGCGACUGUGACUCUUCGUCUUCCGUCGUUGACAACGACGACCAUGGCGACAUGGCUUCUUCGUCGUUCCGCAAACCCUUACCGUUCGAUCUCAACGUCCUUCCUGCUGCCGACGACACCGACGAUUUUCACUCCACGGCUCUCUGCCUCUGAUUCUGAUUAUGAGAUAAGAUGAGCAAAAAAAGGGCUUUUUUUUUGGGCUUCCUCCUUUUUCGCCCUAUUUUGUGUUAGAUUAUAUAUGUGGGAUUGGUGUAUGAGCGCUUUUGCGAUCUGGGUUUCUUCAACUACAUGAGAUUUGAAUUGGGUCUGUCUUGUUGAAUUUAGAUCAUCGAAGAUCGGGCCGGGUCGUAUCGGAUCUGAUCUGGGCUUUCUCCCAGACAAGCUAUUUCUGUACAAAAGGAUAUCUAAUCUAAUCCAAUGAACGAGAAAAGUGAUUAAAACUCUCAUUAUCAUCA
Magnolia sinica is the source of this 1149-nucleotide messenger RNA. RefSeq names its product ethylene-responsive transcription factor 3-like. NCBI's taxonomy places the organism in Eukaryota, Viridiplantae, Streptophyta, Magnoliopsida, Magnoliales, Magnoliaceae. Gene Ontology annotation, biological process: regulation of DNA-templated transcription. The record is from RefSeq and is a predicted model, not a curated record. Bases 236 to 847 code for a protein of 203 amino acids. Gene Ontology annotation, molecular function: DNA-binding transcription factor activity; DNA binding. The transcript has a single exon.